AUGAAAGAAAAUAAAGUAAAUGAUGAGGAUGAAACAAAAAAAUGCGGCACAAUAAAUAGAGGAAGCUUAUUAGAUGAUCAAUUCAAAGAUACUUUAUCAAAUAAAUUUCUAUUGUAUAAUGAUGAAAAUCAUCAAGACAAAGAAAAAACGUGUUCGCAAGAAAAAAUAAAAAAGGAAAAACCAAAGAUUGACAGAAGUUUAAUAGGCAAUUUUUCUGCAGAUAAAUAUAAAAAUUUCUUAUCAAAAAUUGAAAAAUCCAAUGAACAUAUCAAAAAUAUGAAUAAAGAAAGUGUGAGAAUCGACAAGGAUAUGUUUGAUCAGUCAUAUGAUAAUAUUGACGAAAAUUGUGUUGUUAUGGACGUAUCCAUGGGUAUUUUUGAUGUGUGCAACGAAAAUUUGAAUGACAAUGAACUUAGGGAAAAAAACAUUACAGUGUCUGAAGUUCCAAUUCAAGAACCUAAUGAACAAUGUGAACAAGAAUUGAUUGAAGAAUUAUGA
This is a messenger RNA of Plasmodium vinckei vinckei, 498 nucleotides long. Its product is annotated as conserved Plasmodium protein, unknown function. The record is from RefSeq and is a predicted model, not a curated record. NCBI's taxonomy places the organism in Eukaryota, Apicomplexa, Aconoidasida, Haemosporida, Plasmodiidae. Bases 1 to 498 code for a protein of 165 amino acids. The transcript has 3 exons.